Messenger RNA from Penicillium diatomitis, 2649 nucleotides. RefSeq names its product Zn(II)2Cys6 transcription factor domain-containing protein. The record is from RefSeq and is a predicted model, not a curated record. Bases 1 to 2649 code for a protein of 882 amino acids. Gene Ontology annotation, molecular function: DNA binding; DNA-binding transcription factor activity, RNA polymerase II-specific; zinc ion binding. The transcript is spliced from 9 exons. Gene Ontology annotation, biological process: DNA-templated transcription; regulation of DNA-templated transcription. NCBI's taxonomy places the organism in Eukaryota, Fungi, Ascomycota, Eurotiomycetes, Eurotiales, Aspergillaceae.
AUGCCGGAAAGACGCCAGAUCGAGCUGGGAGACGCACGACCAUCGCCGGGGAAGGCGCUCACUCAACACCACUGCCCUCACUGCGACAAGGCGUAUGAGCGACCGGAUCAUUUGGCCCGGCAUCUGGAUUCACACCGGAAUGAACGUGUAUAUCAAUGCCCGAUCUGUCAGCGAGGCUUCAAUCGCCGAGAUGUCUUGCAGCGACAUCAAGCAGUGCAUGAAAAGGACGAGGCCGACGGAAAGCCUUCAAGAAGGACCAAGGAGCGUGCCGUCAAAGCAUGCGAAGCGUGCGCCACCGCAAAGUUAAGUUGUGAUAACCAGCGACCUUGCAAACGCUGCGAAUCAAAAGGCGUGCAAUGUGUUCCACGAUCUAAGAGUGGGCGUCGAUCAAGCGCUCGGUUGUCAUUUUCUAUCUCAGCGCCCUCCUAUUCACCGCGAUCCGGACUCCAAGCGCUUGAGCAAUCUUCGUAUUCAGAGACCCCUGACUCAGGUCCAUCUGAGCAUGGUGGCCCAUCACUGUCCGGGUCUUAUCCAGCACAUGUCCAGGAGAUGUUCCAUGCCGCUAUGACCCCUAUAAACGGUGAAGGGACAAUGGAAAGUCUCCCAAUCUCGACAGGUGUGCCGGUUUACUCGCCGCUCAACGGCUUUCCCGCCUUCUUCGAACAGGUGAUGUUGCCCGGCCCCGAGGUCAACGAGAAUGUGCCAACUACACAGCAACCGCGGGUCUUUGAUUUCACUCAGGACACCGAGUUCAGUCUCUCCGAUAACGAUAUCUUUGGCAUUGAUUUCAUACCUGAGCUCGACAAGAUUCUCGACGUUCCGCUUCCCCCUCUGACUUUGAGGACACUCGACAAAUACUUCUCGAUGAUCAAGAGUCUGCAAGCCAGCGCGCAGCUGCGUUCGGCCGUUCUGCUUUGGAUUCCUGAGAAGAAUCAACAUGCGUUUAGCGAUGAACAACGCCUUCCGCUGCGGGAUGGUGACAGCAUUUCCUCCAUGAACCAAAACCAGAUAGACACUAUGAAGAUCCCGGGUCGUCUCUCCCAUCAAGCUCGCGAUGACAUUCUCAAGAUUGUUCUUCGAACAGGCGGCUCACGAUUAUCUGUCUCGACCUUCCCGUCCGCAGACUACUUGGACACAUUAAUCAAGAUCGGUAUCGGCAAGCGAACAGAAACAGACGCGUGGAUUCACCCUUAUACUUUUUACGAUGCGAAUUAUCAACAGCUUCGGCCGGAACUACUGACGGCGCUUGUUGCAGCAGGCUGCGUUUGCUGUGGGAUGCCAUCAAUUAACAAGACGGGCAUUGUGCUGCAGGAGAUCACGCGGGUGAGCCUUGCACAGUUGGUUGAAGAGGAUAAUAGUGUACUUCGAGAUCUACAGUACUUACAGGCCUCGAUGAUCUGGCUGGAUAUUGGUGUAUUCUGCGGCUACACUCGGAAAAUGCAGAUCGCAGAGAGCUAUCUACAACCGCUUGUUACAGCCCUUCGCCGCGGUGCUGCGUUCGACCGGUCGACCUAUACGGCCAUUACUCCCCAUACAUUUGGAAAUAGUGAAGAAUCCCUUCAACGGGCCUGGUACGCCUGGGUGCGACAGGAAUCUCUAAGGAGGCUUGUCUAUCAUCUUUUCGCUCAUGACGUGGGCGUUGCUGCGGCAAUGAACCGUCCUGCGUUGAUGUCCUACACCGAGCUGACGCUGUCUUUUCCUUCUGCGAGAGACCUGUGGCUGGCCCCUACUGCCCACACUUGGAGAGAGCUCUGGGUGACAAAAUACCGAGGUGCCACAAGCUCCGAGAUCAACCUACGGGAGUUGUUAUCUGACCCAUCUAUUCUCGUACAAUUGCCCGUUGACCUUGACUUGGAAAUCGCGACGACCGCUAUCUUGCAAGCGCUGGCCUUGCAGGUAUGGGAAUUUCGCCAACAAAUGCUUGUUGCCCAGGACUCGCGCUCGGGUCAACGUGCGACAAACCGUUUGUGGCUUCAGAGCCGUCAAGACGACCUAUACAUGACACUUCAAGCCGUGCAACAAGACUCGCGCAAUCCACUCCCCGUGACCACUUUAUUCAAUGAAUUUACCAUGAUGUCUCUCCACAUUGACAUGGACGCCGUCCAACGCUUCGUCGGAAAAAUGGGCGAGGUGGAGGCACGCCGCGCGUAUCCGGGACUGCGGGACUGGAGCCGGACGAAGGAAGCCCGCAAAGCCAUUUGGCAUGCUGGGCAAGUGAUUCGCGCCGCCCGAAAUGUAGCGUUCUUCCAGCUACGGGGAUUUGAUUCUCUCUCCUUAUACAACGCCACAUUGGUCCUCUGGGUGUAUGGCUUACUUCAAUGCGGCGAGAACAAGCGACACGAGGUAGCUACGCCAUUGAGAGAGGCCGGGUCUGCAACCCAGGUCUCUCUUGAUGGCCUUGAAGAUCCAGCUAUCAAGUCAUUUCUCAACCACGGCAUCGGUCGACCUGGGUUGAUGAUGCUCCAGUCCCGUGAUGGGCAAAGUGAAGAGGUCCCAGUUUUCUGCGAAUUACACAAGCCCCGAACAGUCAUGGCCGUGGCUCGGCAGGUCUUCAAAGGCAACUGCCCACGGUCUUCGCCUGAUGAUAUGCUGCCUCCUAUGAUUCACAAUAUCUGCGCUCUGAUUGAAGAUCUGGGGACUUUAGUAUGA